UGAGCCCCGGCCCAGCCCCUCCACCUACCUGCUCCCCUGAUGAGACCAUGGGCUUUGGCAGUGACUAAGUGGCCACCCUCUGCCCCUGUGGGUCACUGGCGAUUCUCUACAAGACCUAGCAGCCGUCCAGGCCAGCUCUGGGGAAGCCUUGGCCACGAGGGGCCCCUGGCCAGCCCACCUACCCAGGAUGAGCACUUCCCCUCCCAGCAGCUGCUGCCCCCACCGUCACACCCCUCUGUAGAGGAGCACCGAGCCUCAGCUCCUGCCGGCAGGAGCCCACGAAUGCUGCACCCGGCCACCCAGCAGAGCCCGUUCAUGGUUGAUCCCCACGAACAGGUGCACCAGGGGCCUGUCCCUCUGUCCUACACAGUCACCACAGUGACCGCCCAAGGCUUCCCCUUGCCUAUAAGCCAACACAUCCCUGGCUGCAGUGCCCAGCAGCUCCCAGCAUGCUCCGUGAUGUUCAGUGAGCAGCACUACCCCCUCUGCUGCCUCCCACCUCCACAGCUGAUCCAGGCAAGUACCAUGCAGCAGCUCCCUGUGCCCUACCAUACCUACCCCCACCUCAUCUCCAGUGACCACUACAUUCUUCAACCCCCGCCACCGGCCCCACCACCUCAACCUACCCACAUGGCACCACUCGGGCAGUUUGUGUCCCUGCAGACCCAGCACCCACGUCUGUCCCUGCAGCGUCUGGACAAUGAUAUGGACCUUCGAGGGGAUCAGCACCCCUUAGGUAGCUUCACUUACUCCACCUCUGCCACUGGCCCAGCCUUGUCACCCUCAGUGCCCCUUCACUACCUACCGCAUGAGCCACUACACCAGGAGCUGUCCUUUGGUGUGCCAUAUUCCCACAUGAUGCCACGGAGACUGAGCACACAGAGAUACCGUCUACAGCAGCCGCUGCUGCUACCACCAACGCCGCCGCCGCCGCCGCCACCACCAUCUUAUUACCCAAGCUUCCUCCCCUCCUUCCUUUCAAUGCUGCCAAUGUCACCGACCACCAUGGGCCCCACCAUCAACCUGGAUGUGGAUGACAUGGAGAACUUUGAGGCCCUCCUGGACCUGGCUGAGCGGCUGGGAGAUGCCAAGCCCCGCGGCCUCACCAAAGCAGACAUAGAGCAGCUGCCAUCAUACCACUUUAACCCUGACAGCCAUCAGUCUGAGCAGACUGUGUGUGUGGUCUGCUUCAGUGACUUUGAGGUGCGGCAGCUGCUCCGAGUCCUGCCCUGCAACCAUGAGUUCCAUGCCAAGUGUGUUGACAAGUGGUUGAAGGCCAACCGGACCUGUCCCAUUUGCCGGGCUGAUGCCUCCGAGGUGCCCAGGGAGGCUGAGUGAGGCUCCACAGCCACCCACAAGAACCCUGCCCAAAGCUCCAGAAAUGGGUGGGGGGAGGCAGGGAGUGGCCCAGGGAGAACUGUAAGGGAGGGGCCAGGCCUGUCUCAGCAUUCCUACCGGCAACUUGAGAGCUGGUGCCAGGGUCAACCCUGGAGAAGCCCCUGCAAUAAGCCCCUGCGUUUGCCAAGCUCCAAAGACUCCUUCCUCAAACUGCCUGCCUGCCCGCCCGCCAUAGAGCUGCCUGAGUGUCCCCAACUCAGUCUGCCUCUUAAUUUGCCCUUGGGUCCUUCUUCCUGCUGGCUCUGGGAGGCAGGAGUCCAUUCCCCAAGUGUGGUGGCUGGUGUGAUCCCCACCCCCAAAAAUGGGCAAAGGAGUAGCCACCCUGGGUCAGCUGGUCUCUUGUACUGAAGAGAAGUACUCCUUGCACAGGUAGGACUGCCAGGUCUGUGGGCAGAUGGGAGCCAGCGACCAUUUCCUAAGGCCCAGGACUCCAGACAGACUUAGGCAGUCGACUCUGCCUCCACUGCUGUGCAGUGUGGGUCUGACUCCCCAGGACCCCACCCCAGGCACAGGAUUCCAGCCCACCCCAGGCUGGAGGGUAUCCCAGCCAC
This is a messenger RNA of Chionomys nivalis (European snow vole), 1949 nucleotides long. Its product is annotated as RING finger protein 44-like. Lineage: Eukaryota; Metazoa; Chordata; Mammalia; Rodentia; Cricetidae. The record is from RefSeq and is a predicted model, not a curated record.